This is a messenger RNA of Saccoglossus kowalevskii, 2236 nucleotides long. RefSeq lists its product as uncharacterized. The record is from RefSeq and is a predicted model, not a curated record. Gene Ontology annotation, cellular component: cytoplasm. Gene Ontology annotation, biological process: microtubule-based movement. Gene Ontology annotation, molecular function: microtubule binding; ATP binding; microtubule motor activity. NCBI's taxonomy places the organism in Eukaryota, Metazoa, Hemichordata, Enteropneusta, Harrimaniidae.
GGAACUUCUCAAAGAUACAAAGGGGAGAUUGAUAAAAUGAAAGGUGAAUAUGAUGAAGAACAAGAUAAACUUGAAUCUAAACUGAUAUCCCUUGGUAGGGAUUUACAAGAUGCACGAAAAGCUGCUCGAGCAAGUCAACACAGAGUGGCUGAACAAUCUACGGAGUUAAUUCAACUUUCUAGUCGAUGCAGAGAAUAUGAAAUAGAGAAUAACAAAUUACAGAUUCAGUUGAAAGAUUUAAAUGAAGAAUACAGAUCAAGACUUCUUAAAUAUGUAGAAGAUAUUGCUGAUUUUGUUGAUGGAGGAAGUGGCAUGCCGGGAGAUACUUUGAAUGAAACUAAAAUGAGACGCUAUGUGGAAGACAUGUUGACAGAUUUAAAAAAAUCACACAAAAUAAGAGAAGAACAACUGAGCAAUGCUGCAAGGUCAUUUAAAGGUCAAUUAUCAAGAAUUGCCAAACGACAUGAAGAGUUAUUAGUUGCUUAUAGGUUAAUGAGGGAGCAGGUGGAAUCACAGAGGAUACCAAAUGUAGAUUUUGGUCCUGACGAAUAUGAUUUGAGAAUAUCUGACACUGAAUUAGAAUCAGCGAACAGGAGGGAGAUUAACAGAUUACGAGAAGAAUUGAGUCACCUCAGAUCACCAGAGGGAAUGAAAAAAAAUGUCAGUUUUGAUGAGCAGGCCAACUGGGGAUCUUUGAGAAAACAGUUACGAGAGUUCACUCUCAAUACACAGCAAGAACUUGAGGCUGAGAGAUCUGCAUUGCUUACACGCUGUACAAUAGCUGAAGAACAGUUAACAGAAUGUCAAGAUUACAUUGAUAAACAUCUUGUCAGAUACAAACAAGAGAUAGAGCGACUACGUAGAAUGCUUGGAAUGGACCCACAUGAUGGAGAAUUCAUUCCAGACUCGUAUCGAGCAGUGAGAGCUCGACGGAAACACAAGAGAUGAUUGAGUAGAUGGAUUUCUGCUGGUUUCUGUUGAACAGUACUGUUAUUUCUAUGUAACUAUGACAACUGAGAAAUAAACUAGAAAUAAUAAUAAUGUAAAAUAGAAUUCAAAUGUAAAUAUUAAAUUUGAAUAUUGAUGUAUAUAUUAAUGUUCUGAGGUAACAAUAGUUAUGGUUUCAUGGAGACAUUUAAUAAUGAUGUGACAAUAUCAUCCUGUUGGCAUUCAAACUCCCCUUGUUGAUUCUGUAAAUUAAUAAAGUGUUCACAUUAAAUUUUUACUCAGUUGCUCAGUUUUUAAACAAUAAUUCAAUUUGAAACCUGGAACAUUUCAACUGUAACCUGAUACUUGCUGUAUCGUUAUGUUCAUUUAUUUAAAUGUAAUUUGUUAAUCAUAACCCAUAAUGUUAAUGAAGGAAAAGCAUAUGAGAAAGAAAUGUCUCGUCAGCACUGUCACAACAUUGGCACUGUGGUCCACUAUUGUCUAGCAUUGUUAUGUGGGAGGGACUUCUGUAAGUCAAAAAACAACAAGGUGCUUUUUAAGAUAAUUUAUUUUAGGAACUAUAAACAAUGAUAAUUUCAUAAGAAAAACAAUUUGGAAUUUGAAUAAUCCAGAGUGACAGCCGAGUUUGUGACUUAUAUUAACAGCAUGGAUAACUUCAACAUGUGUUGCUGUACAUAAUACACACUCUACAUUACACUUGCUUUUAAAAUCCUUUAUAUUGUUUCUUUUAAAGUAAAGUCAUUAUGAGUAACUUCCAUUUUUUUUUAAAUAUUAAUAUUAUCAAACUUAUAUAUUGUAUAUAUAGUUAAUCUGUAUGCAUAGAUGAUAACCCCACCCUAUGCAGUGAUCUUCCCACCCUAUGCAGUGAUCUUCCCACCCUAUGCAGUGAUCUUCCCACCCUAUGCAGUGAUCUUCCCACACUACAGUAUGCUGUGAUCUACCCCACCUAUGUAAUGAUAUCCCCACCCCACCCUAUGCUAUGAUCUUCCCAAACUAUGCUGUGAUUUUCAGAUCAUAUGCUGUGAGCUGCCCCACCUAUGUAAUGAUAUGCCAACCCUAUGCUAUGAUCUGCCCACCCUUACAUAUACAGGGUAAGCCAUGUAUAGUUUAACUAUGUUUUGAAUUUAAACCUUUAGUGCAUAUUCAGUCUAGCUUGUAUCCAUUCUUAGUUUUUAGUCGUUAUUUUAUGGAUUCUCAAUGGACGAUAACUAUUGGCUAUCAUUUACCAUUUUUUUAAGUCUGUGAUGGACACUUUUCUUCAUAUCUUCUAUUAAAAAGUGAGCUCCAA